Messenger RNA from Camellia sinensis, 4086 nucleotides. The record is from RefSeq and is a predicted model, not a curated record. Lineage: Eukaryota; Viridiplantae; Streptophyta; Magnoliopsida; Ericales; Theaceae.
UUUAUCUUCUGUAUUUGUGUGGCAUUCCCUUUACGCUAUGUUUGGAUAAUAGGAAUUUGGAAAGGGAAAGGGAAAUGAAAAAAAAAUUAAGCUUAUAUUUCAUUCACAUUUGUCUCACAUUUUCCUUCUCCUUUUCCAAAUCCCUGUUGAAUAUAGAAAUUAGAGUACAUAGAAUUUUUUUAUUUUUAGUAUUAUGUAUAUAAUCUGUGAUUGUGUCAAUCACUAAUUUAGUAUUGUUUUCUUAUUUAUAUCGUUUCCUAAAUUGUAUCAUGAAUCUAUUAUAAAUGCAUGGUCUUUGCAUCAUUCAUGGGAAAGCCAAAUAAUUCUUUUCAAUCUUUUUAGUAUCAAAGCUAGGUUAAGUACCUAGUAAUUUUGCUUCACCGGUGGGUGUCAGCCUUGCCUGGGCCGUCUACCGAACCUCAACCCAUUCCACUAUCAUAUUUUCUUUCAGUAUCACUUCGUGUUGAUUUCUUCCUCUAUCCACUAGUUUAUUCAUAUCCCAAAUACCUCUAUCAUAUUUUUUUUUACUCGCAAUCCAUUUUUUUUGUGUUUCUAUUCCACUUUGUCUUUCCCUCUAUUUCAACCUCAAACAGGUUUUUAUCUUCAAACCUAAUUGAGUUUGAAGGGCGUAUUAUACCUAUAUCAUGGUGAGCAUAGUGAUAUACCAUGUGAACUACCUAAGUAGCCCCCUCUGGCGCACAACCCAAGUCGCCCCCUUAGCGCAUCACCUAAGCCACCCCCUCUAACGCACCACCAAAGCCGUCCCCUGGCGCACUUUCUAAUAAGCCGUCCCUUGGCGCACUCAAUCAUCUGUUGCCAUCAUCGUUCAGCACCACGUCAUAAGUUAUAUAUGUGUCAUGCUUGCUGGUACAACAUCUAGUUCUCUACGUCGGUCCGACAUGACCCCUUUAAACUGUCUCGACAUUAAUUCCAGUUAAUCUCUACAAUGGUCCGACAUGACCCCUUGAAUUGUCCCGACAUUGAUCCCGGUUAAUUCCUACAACAAUCCGGCAUGAUCCCGUAAACUAUCCCAACAUUAGUUCUGACCAGUUUUUACAACAAUCCGACAUGACCAUAAACUAUCUCCCAGUAUUAGCUCCGGCCUCUGAUGCCAACUAGGGUCUUGUUAGCUGCCAACCAGGGUGUUUCCUGGCCAUAGAUGUUUCAACAACUCUUCUAGGGCAGUUCAGUUCCUGUUUUUUCCCCUUUCUAGGGUGUGGUGCUAAUGUAUUAAGCAUUUUUUUGGCAGUGGACUAUCAGAUUUGUUCGAUAACAUUUAUUUGGACUAACCAUUGAGUUUUUUCCAACUUCUUCCAGUCAUACAUUGGCAAGCUGCUAUUGUUGAAUAUUUUCACACUAGCUUGAGGAGGAUUGUUGAAUAUAGAAAUUAGAGUACAUAUAAUCUUUUUAAUUUUAGUAUUAUGUGUAUAAUUUGUGAUUGUGUCAAUCAUUGAUUUAGUAUUGUUUCCUUAUUUAUAUCGUUUCCUAAAUUGUAUCAUAUCAUGAAUCUAUUAUAAAUGCAUGGCCUCUACCUCAUUCAUGGGAAAAUAAUUCUUUUCAUUCUUUUAUCCCCACCUAAAUUCAUAAUCCAAACACAGCAAUGCCUCUUUUAAUGAAAUCUUAUCACUUACUAAAAAAAUAACAGCUCAAACAAGAGAAACUGCAGGAAUUGUGCCUGAUCCAUUAUCAUGGCUUGAAGAUACACAAUCAAUGGACUAAAUACAAUCUAAUUUUCCUUCAAUAUCUCAAUUUAAUUCUUUGAUGUGAGGAUUUUUCCAAAAUAAGUGUAAGAUAACAGAAAGCGCAACAUGAUAUAGAUGUAUACGCAAAAACAUAUAUACCCCUAUUACAUUGCAUACGAGUUCAUAAUUUUUAUAUUUCUGACACAUACUUAGACAAACAGUUAACUCCAUAGUUUCUUUGAUGCAUGGAUUAUGAUACCCUUAGGGAAAAAAAAAAAUUCCAAUGAGAUAAUAGUUGAUGCGGUAGAAGUUACAUUUCUAUUUUGAUGUUAUUUGUGUCGAUAUAUGCUUUGUCUCUGGAUUACUCAUUUCUAUCAUUUUUAUACAAUUGUAAAUUUUCAUAUUGGUAAACAAGGGUCAACACACAUAUGCUUUUGUUCAAUCACUUAAUAGAGCUUUUAAAUUUAUCAUACUUAACUUGAAAUCUAUUUCAGUUUAUUGUUUUCUUGAUGGAUGAGUUCAAGUUAAUAUAAAAUUACAUACCAGAUAGGUAUAGAACAAAAGUCCCAGAAACAACAAAAUUGAUCAAGGAUGAGCAUUGGGUUGUUUCUAAUGCAGAACAUAGGUAGCAAGUUUCUCAUGUGCCAAUGUUCUCAUGUAAAUUCAUAUAGCAUUUAUUUUCUCUAAAGGGACUUCAGUUGUUGAUGUAUUUUACAUAUAUUAUAAUAUUUAUGCAAAUUGUUGUACACCCUAGUCGCAAUGAUAACAAUUUAUCAUGGCAGUCUGUGAAUGUGAAUCAAUAGUUUAUUUUUUACAUUUUGAAUGAUCAACAAAUUAACAUAUUGGAACACAGACACACCACUAUGGAGAAAUGGACCACCUAACAAACCAGUUUUGUGCAAUGCAUGUGGAUCAAGAUGGAGGAUAUGGGGGACUCUAGAUAACUAUAUCCCGAAGCAUGCUAAUAAAGGUACUCAAAUCUGUCAACAAGGUAAAUUACCUCUCCCCAUUGAAGUCCAUGAUCGCAGAAAGCCAAUAUAUGGAGCAAAGAUUGCAAUACAUUCAACUGGCUUAGAGGAUGAUACAAACAAUGGAGCUGGGUCAGGAUCUGGGUCAGGAUCAGCAAGAUCAUCCUCUGAUAACUGCAUUCAAUUGGAAGGUAAAAAUGGGAAAGAAGCUUCAGGGUUAGUCCAACCAAGUUUUUGGAACUCUCACAUCCCAAGAAGAAAGAGGUCAGUGCUUAAUCAACGUGUUCUAUCACCUGUUGAAAGGCUUCAUAAGCAACUUUACCAUACUCUCCAAGAACCAGAAUUCUUCAAUCUAGCUUCAGAACAAGAAGACGUGCUCAUUUUUCAGAACAGCCAAAACUCUUCUGCUGAAAUUGGUCUUGGAUGUGUACUGCUUAAAUCAACUGCUGCUUCCAAAGAAGAGGAUAAAGAGUCACACUCUUUUAUGAUGCAACCAUAAGAUCCUCAUUUUUACAUUAUCAGAAUAGUUGUCUUCAUAUAUAUGUGUGUGUGUGUGUGUCUGUGUGUCUGUGUUUGUAUUAUGAUAUAUACGACAGGUAAAAUAACAUGGUCAGACUCUUGGCUAUGGUGUAGGAUAAAAUCUUUCAGAGUUUGUGCUUUCCAUAUGAACUUUGAGGAUGUUUUACAAUUGAGCCAAGUGCACAAUUGUCAUGUUUCAAUGGUAUUCAUUUAUCUUUUAUAGCCUUAUUCUAUUUAUCAUGAGAAAUUGGCCUAUUGCUUCAGGGGAAAAGCUCAUUUAUUUGACUAUGUUGUCUUGAAAAAUAAUAUUAUCUACACAUUCUAAAUCGAAUAUGAUUAGUUUUCUCCCAUGUCUUCACUGCCUCAAUUCCAUUAAACCCAAUUAAUUAUGUUUCUUUGUGUUCAUAUCUAGCACUGUGAUUCAAAUGCUGAUACUCAUCUCUUUGCCCGUGAUAUUAGACAGCUUAAAUAAUUAACACAAAGGUAUGCACCACGUUAGAGUAAGGAAAUUGCGUAGGUUAUAGUGAGUAAGGCAAAUAAAUACUAGCAAUUGUAUUACUCUGGACCUUCUACUCUUAGGAAUAAUGAUAAUAAUAAUAAAAGAGUAUAUAGUAGGGAUAAGAAGAGCAAUAGAGGGAAGCAUCAUGUUUAUAUAAAAGCAUCACAGAAACAUGGGCCAAGCUUAGGCCAGUAUGUAUGCACCAGCUGAGUUUGGAAAGGAUUUGAACAUGCACUAGAUCUCCCAGCCUAAUCUUGCGUGUACUAGAUUUCCCAGCCUGAUCUUGGCCAUGGGAGUACCAAGCAUGUUAAACUCCUAUAUGUUAUAAUUAGCACAUGUUAAGUCACCAAUUGUCUCAAAAACUUAAGUUGUUAGGAAAUGAGCCUAACAAUGUAUAUCAAACUAUCUAACACUCUCA